AGCUUGAACUCUUAUAUGUCUUCCCAACAAAGCUAUGUGGCCAUAUAAAGGCGUCAUGUCAUAGUGAAAAUUCAACCAUUCGUUCUUCGAGUUUUAGCCGGCAACCACUUUCUCUUUCAAAAUGAAGUUUCUGAUAGUGCUUUGUGCAGUUCUAGCCUUGGUUCAAGCCGAUUGGAAAACAAAGGCGCCAGAAGAUUUGAUUAAGGACCGUCUAGAAUGCUUCGAAUCAGAGAAAGUCUCCCAUCAUUGUCAAGAGCAAAUCAAGAAAGGCGAGUUUCCCCACGAGCCUGGCUGCUACUACCGUUGCAUUGGAUUGAAGUCUGGAAUCUGGGAUGAUACCAAUGGGUUCAAUAUCGAGAGAGGCAUUGCAUCGUUCGAGGCGACUGGAUGGGUAGUGGAAAAGGAUAAUCUGAAGAAAUGCACCACCGAUGACCAAAAGAACGAUGAUCCAUGCAAGUGGUCUGCAGCUAUCGCGAAAUGUUUGUUUGAUAACAAGUAUCUUAAGAGGAAAGCAUAAAAAGGUUGAUUUGGAAGAUGUGGUGAAAUAUACAAUGCAGUGAUUUUUUUA
Molecule: messenger RNA, 568 nt
Organism: Hermetia illucens (black soldier fly)
Lineage: Eukaryota; Metazoa; Arthropoda; Insecta; Diptera; Stratiomyidae
Product: general odorant-binding protein 99a-like
Exons: 2
Coding region: 122-517 (131 amino acids)
Biological process (GO): sensory perception of smell
Molecular function (GO): odorant binding
Source: RefSeq, a predicted model, not a curated record